AUGUCUCACCCAGAGAAUGAGCACGUCUCGGCGGAGACAUCCCCGAACGACGUUGAAUUGACAGCAAUGGACCGAGCAAGACCGUCCUCAGCAGAGCAGCGCAAGUCAAGCGGCCAGUCGUCAAUCACCAGUACGACAAUGGUUCCUGCAGGAGAAAAGGGCCCAGCGUCUCAGCCAUCUACUGGCAACCAGCUAGCCCGAGCAGAUGAUUCAGAUGCGCUGUAUGCGCAUCUUCCCGAGCACGAGAAACAGAUCUUGAAGAUGCAGUUGGACGCGGAUGAUGUGAAUGUCUCCUUCUUUGGUCUGUUUCGCUAUGCUUCCCGAAUGGACCUUGCGAUUAUGUUCGUGAGCGCAAUCUGUGCCAUUGUCGCAGGCGCUGCGCUGCCCCUUUUUACUAUCCUCUUCGGUUCCUUGGCCUCGGCUUUCCGAGGCAUAGCCUUGUAUGAGAUUUCGUACCACGACUUUUACCACCAGUUAACGAAAAAUGUUCUCUAUUUUGUUUAUCUCGGCAUUGCAGAGUUCGUCACCGUAUACAUCUCCACUGUCGGCUUCAUCUACACUGGUGAACAUGUCACCCAAAAGAUUCGCGAACACUACCUUGAGUCGAUCUUGAGACAAAACAUGGGAUACUUCGAUAAGCUGGGUGCCGGUGAAGUGACUACGCGCAUUACGGCCGACACGAACCUCAUCCAAGAUGGUGUCUCAGAAAAGGUUGGACUGACUUUGACCGCCAUCGCCACGUUUGUCACGGCCUUUAUUGUCGCUUAUAUCAAAUAUUGGAAGCUGGCACUGAUUUGCACAUCGACCAUUGUGGCAUUGGUUCUGCUUAUGGGAGGUGGAUCUCGGUUUAUUGUCAAGAACAGCAAGCAGGCUCUGCAGAGCGCCGGUGCCGGUGGUACUGUAGCGGAGGAAGUUAUCAGCUCCAUCCGCAAUGCAACUGCUUUCGGAACUCAGGACAAGCUCGCAAAGCAAUACGAAACUCACUUGGCCGAGGCUGAGAAGUGGGGUAUCAAGACCCAAGUGACCCUUGGUUUCAUGAUUGGUGGCAUGUUCGGUAUUAUGUUCUCCAACUAUGGCCUUGGCUUCUGGAUGGGUUCCCGCUUCCUCACAGACGGUGAGGUCAAUGUUGGCCAGGUCCUGACUGUGUUGAUGGCUAUCCUGAUCGGUUCGUUCAGUCUGGGUAACGUCAGCCCUAACGCUCAGGCAUUCACCAACGCUGUCGCCGCCGCUGUCAAGAUCUACGGUACAAUUGACCGCCCCUCGCCCCUGGAUCCUUAUUCCGAAGAAGGUGAGAAGCUUGAGCAUUUCGAGGGCAAUAUUGAGUUCCGUGACAUCAAGCACAUCUACCCUUCGCGACCAGAAGUCACUGUCAUGGAUGGUGUUUCUCUUAGCAUGCCGGCCGGAAAGACGACUGCCUUGGUGGGCCCGUCCGGCUCUGGAAAGAGUACCGUUGUCGGACUCGUUGAGCGCUUCUAUUUCCCCGUUGGGGGCUCUGUUCUGUUGGACGGCCAUGAUAUCUCGACUCUCAACCUUCGUUGGUUGCGUCAGCAAAUCUCGCUGGUCAGCCAAGAACCUGUUCUCUUCGGCACUACAAUCUAUCACAACAUCCGUUAUGGUCUCAUUGGAACCAAGUUCGAGCAAGAGUCCGAGGAAAAGAUCCGAGAGCUGAUCGAGAAUGCGGCUAGAAUGGCCAAUGCGCAUGAUUUCAUCACGGCACUUCCCGAAGGAUAUGAGACCAACGUUGGUCAGCGCGGCUUUUUGCUUUCCGGUGGACAGAAGCAGCGUAUCGCCAUUGCGCGUGCUAUCGUGAGCGAUCCCAAAAUUCUUCUCCUCGAUGAAGCCACGUCUGCAUUGGAUACAAAAUCCGAGGGCGUCGUACAAGCAGCACUGGACCGAGCUGCUGAAGGUCGAACCACUAUCGUGAUUGCCCACCGCCUGUCUACUAUCAAGACGGCGCACAACAUCGUUGUCAUGGUGAAUGGCAAGAUUGUAGAGCAAGGAAACCACAACGAGCUUGUCAGCCGUAAGGGUACCUACCACAGUCUUGUUGAGGCCCAGCGUAUCAACGAGGAAAAGGACGCGGAAGCCCUGGCUGCCGACGAGGAUGUGGAUGAGGAAGAUUUCUCCAAACAGGAAAUUGCGCGCAUCAAGUCUGCUAGCAGUGGGUCUGGCUCUCUCGAUUAUGAGGAUGAGAAAUCCCUCGCCGGGAAUGGACUGAAUCGCAGUGGAACGCACAAGUCCAUCUCCAGCGCCAUUCUUUCUAAGCGGGAGCCCGAGGUGGCUCGGAAGUACUCCCUUUGGACCUUGGUCAAAUUUAUCGCCUCUUUCAAUCGCCCUGAGCUCAAGUAUAUGCUGAUUGGCUUGGUCUUCGCCGUCCUUUCCGGUGGUGGCCAGCCGACUCAGGCUGUGCUCUACGCCAAAGCUAUCAGUACACUUUCGUUGCCUACUAGCGAGGCCGCCAAAAUCCGUCACGAUGGGGCUUUUUGGGCUCUGAUGUUCUUUGUUGUCGGAAUUGCUCAGUUUAUCAAUCUUUCCAUCAAUGGUGCCGCAUUUGCCGUCUGCUCAGAGCGACUGAUUCGCCGCGCCCGUAGCAUGGCCUUCAGGUCAAUUCUUCGCCAGGAUAUCACCUUCUUUGACCGAGAGGAAAACAGCACUGGUGCGCUCACAUCAUUCCUUUCGACGGAGACUAAGCAUCUUUCUGGAGUCAGUGGUGCGACCUUGGGAACUAUUCUCAUGACCAGCACUACUCUCGGCGCAGCUAUGAUCAUUUCUCUAUCUAUCGGGUGGAAACUGGCUCUGGUUUGUAUCUCUGUGGUCCCUGUCCUUCUGGGUUGUGGUUUCUACCGUUUCUACAUGCUUGCCAGAUUCCAACAACGAUCCAAGACUGCCUAUGAGGGUUCUGCAAGCUAUGCUUGCGAAGCGACAUCUGCUAUUCGCACUGUCGCCUCCCUCACUCGGGAGCAGGAUGUCUGGGCAAUGUACCAUUCUCAGCUGGAGGACCAGGGCCGGAAGAGUUUAAUAUCCGUGCUGAAGUCUUCUAUCCUCUAUGCAUGCUCGCAGGCUCUUGUUUUCUUCUGUGUUGCACUCGGCUUCUGGUACGGAGGUACCCUCCUGGGCCAUCACGAAUACUCAGUCUUUCGCUUUUUCGUCUGCUUCUCCGAAAUUCUGUUUGGCGCCCAGUCCGCUGGUACUGUCUUCUCCUUCUCUCCCGACAUGGGCAAGGCGAAGAACGCUGCAGCUGAGUUCCGGAGACUGUUUGACCGGAAGCCAGAGAUUGACACAUGGUCCGAAGAGGGCGAGCAGCUCGAAUCUGUGGAAGGAGAGAUUGAGUUCAAGAAUGUGCACUUCCGGUACCCUACCCGGGCCGAGCAGCCUGUCCUGCGAGGCCUGAACCUGACCGUCAAGCCUGGGCAAUACAUUGCCCUCGUCGGGCCUAGUGGAUGUGGCAAGAGUACGACAAUUGCGCUCCUUGAGCGCUUCUACGAUGCCAUCGCUGGAAAGGUUCUUAUUGAUGGAAAGGAUAUCACUCAAAUCAAUGUGAACUCAUACCGCAGUUUCUUGUCGCUCGUCAGCCAGGAACCCACCCUGUACCAAGGCACCAUCAAGGAGAACAUUUUGUUGGGAGUCCGUGGAGAAGAUGUGACGGAGGAGCAACUGGUGAAGGCUUGCAAGGAUGCCAACAUUUAUGACUUUAUCAUGUCCCUGCCUGAGGGUUUCAACACCGUUGUUGGUAGCAAAGGAGGCAUGCUGUCCGGAGGUCAGAAGCAGCGUGUGGCGAUCGCACGUGCCUUGAUCCGGGAUCCCCGAGUACUUCUUCUGGAUGAGGCCACCUCUGCCCUCGAUUCCGAGUCCGAGAAGGUUGUCCAAGCUGCAUUGGAUGCUGCGGCUAAGGGCCGAACCACGAUCGCCGUCGCACAUCGUCUGAGUACGAUUCAGAAGGCCGAUAUCAUCUAUGUUUUCGACCAGGGGAAGAUUGUUGAAAGCGGAACUCACCAAGAGUUGAUCCGGAUAAAAGGCCGUUAUUACGAGCUGGUUAAUUUGCAGAGCCUGGACGGUGGCCACUAA
Molecule: messenger RNA, 4065 nt
Organism: Aspergillus vadensis CBS 113365
Lineage: Eukaryota; Fungi; Ascomycota; Eurotiomycetes; Eurotiales; Aspergillaceae
Gene: mdr1
Product: ABC multidrug transporter Mdr1
Exons: 3
Coding region: 1-4065 (1354 amino acids)
Biological process (GO): transmembrane transport
Cellular component (GO): membrane
Molecular function (GO): ABC-type transporter activity; ATP binding; ATP hydrolysis activity
Source: RefSeq, a predicted model, not a curated record